Messenger RNA from Passer domesticus (house sparrow), 1046 nucleotides. RefSeq names its product succinate dehydrogenase complex subunit D (gene SDHD). The record is from RefSeq and is a predicted model, not a curated record. Gene Ontology annotation, biological process: tricarboxylic acid cycle; mitochondrial electron transport, succinate to ubiquinone. NCBI's taxonomy places the organism in Eukaryota, Metazoa, Chordata, Aves, Passeriformes, Passeridae. Gene Ontology annotation, molecular function: heme binding; ubiquinone binding; succinate dehydrogenase (quinone) activity. Bases 108 to 569 code for a protein of 153 amino acids. The transcript is spliced from 4 exons. Gene Ontology annotation, cellular component: membrane; mitochondrial envelope.
GCCGCUGCGGCGCCCGGCGGAGCUCGGGGCCGCUGCCCCGGCGGCGGAAGCGGCGGCGGAAGCUCGGCAGCGCUUCCGUGUCCGGGCGCGGUGCCCUUGGAGCGGACAUGGCGCUGGCGCUGCUGCGGCCGCGGCCCCGCGGGGCCGCCCUGGCUCUGCUCGGCUCGGCCCUGCUCCGCCGCCCCGCCGCGCUCGGUGCCGCCGCCGCCCGCUGCGCUCCGGCCCGCGACAGCCACGGCCCGCCCCGCCAGGGACACGGCGGUUCCAAGGCUGCAUCUCUGCACUGGACCGGGGAGCGAGCGGUCAGUGUGCUGCUGCUGGGGCUGCUCCCCGCAGCCUACCUGUGCCCCGGACCGGCCGUGGACUAUUCCCUGGCUGCAGCCCUCACCCUGCACGGCCACUGGGGUCUGGGCCAGGUAAUCACUGAUUAUGUGCACGGAGAUGUCCCCAUUAAAGUGGCCAACACGGGGCUGUACAUCCUGUCUGCCCUGACCUUCGCUGGCCUCUGCCACUUCAACUACCACGACGUGGGCAUCUGCAAGGCUGUGGCCAUGCUCUGGAGCCUCUGAGGAGCCCCAGCCCCGACACACACGAUUGUCCUCUGCUGCCUCUGCUUCAUCAGCUUGUGAGCAACAUCCUGCACCACAAAGGAACGGCCAAGGGUCCCCAGGGAGCCCGCAGGGAGCUCAGAGCUAGUUUAGAAUAUAGAGAGAAAAAAACCAGGUUUAAAUGCAGAUUGAAGUGGAAGAUGCCCAGUGAGGGUGAGUGGAUUCAAGCUGCGCUGUGAAUUGGGAUGAAUGAGUUACACCAGUGGCAGACCUGCAUAGCUAAAGGGAACUCUCCUUGUAAUACCAGCUUUAAUGAGUGCUUUUCUAACUGUUGGUUGGUUUCCUGUUCUGUAAAACAAGCUUGGCUUGUGAAAAACUGAACUGCUGCUUCUGACAUCAGUGUGUAAGGCAGACCCUGUAACUCUUGGGACCCUGGGAGCUGAUGUAGAAAAGGGAAUACUUUUUUUCUUAAUCCAUGCAAUAAAGGAUUUACAGAAA